AUGUCUGCUGCGGUGUCUUAUGUGGCUGCCUCUGUGGCUGGCCCUGCAGCUACUUCUGUGGCUGGCCCUGUAGCUACUUCUGUGGCUGCCUAUGUGGCUGGCCCUGUAGCUACUUCUGUGGCUGCCUCUGUGGCUGGCCCUGUAGCUACUUCUGUGGCUGGCCCUGUAGCUACUUCUGUGGCUGCCUAUGUGGCUGGCCCUGUAGCUACUUCUGUGGCUGCCUAUGUGGCUGGCCCUGUAGCUACUUCUGUGGCUGCCUCUGUGGCUGGCCCUGUAGCUACUUCUGUGGCUGCCUAUGUGGCUGGCCCUGUAGCUACUUCUGUGGCUGCCUCUGUGGCUGGCCCUGUAGCUACUUCUGUGGCUGCCUCUGUGGCUGGCCCUGUAGCUACUUCUGUGGCUGCCUCUGUGGCUGGCCCUGUAGCUACUUCUGUGACUGGCCCUGUAGCUACUUCUGUGACUGGCCCUGUAGCUACUUCUGUGACUGGCCCUGUAGCUACUUCUGUGGCUGGCCCUGUAGCUACUUCUGUGGCUGGCCCUGUAGCUACUUCUGUGGCUGGCCCUGUAGCUACUUCUGUGACUGGCCCUGUAGCUACUUCUGUGGCUGGCCCUGUAGCUACUUCUGUGGCUGGCCCUGUGGCUGGCCCUGUAGCUACUUCUGUGGCUGGCCCUGUAGCUACUUCUGUGGCUGGCCCUGUAGCUACUUCUGUGGCUGCCUCUGUGGCUGGCCCUGUAGCUACUUCUGUGGCUGCCUCUGUGGCUGGCCCUGUGGCUACUUCUGUGGCUGCCUCUGUGGCUGGCCCUGUAGCUACUUCUGUGGCUGCCUCUGUGGCUGGCCCUGUGGCUACUUCUGUGGCUGCCUCUGUGGCUGGCCCUGUAGCUACUUCUGUGGCUGCCUCUGUGGCUGGCCCUGUAGCUACUUCUGUGGCUGCCUCUGUGGCUGGCCCUGUAGCUACUUCUGUGGCUGCCUCUGUGGCUGGCCCUGUAGCUACUUCUGUGGCUGCCUCUGUGGCUGGCCCUGUAGCUACUUCUGUGGCUGCAUUGCGUGUGAUCUGUUGUUAA
Molecule: messenger RNA, 1059 nt
Organism: Procambarus clarkii (red swamp crayfish)
Lineage: Eukaryota; Metazoa; Arthropoda; Malacostraca; Decapoda; Cambaridae
Product: tetra-peptide repeat homeobox protein 1-like
Source: RefSeq, a predicted model, not a curated record